This is a messenger RNA of Gopherus evgoodei (Goodes thornscrub tortoise), 6725 nucleotides long. RefSeq names its product BTB domain containing 11 (gene ABTB3). NCBI's taxonomy places the organism in Eukaryota, Metazoa, Chordata, Testudines, Testudinidae. The record is from RefSeq and is a predicted model, not a curated record. Gene Ontology annotation, molecular function: protein heterodimerization activity.
GCGGCAGGAAGUGGAGCGACCCAGCCCAACCUGCGGAGGCCUGGGUCCCAUACAGCCCCCCGUGCCGCCCCCGCGGGGGUGGGGCUGCGUAGGGCACCGAAAUGGCCAGGGAGGGCCCUGGCCCCAGGGGCGGGGAACCACUGGAGCAGAAUAUCCUGUUACAAGAAUUCGCAGCUGCUGGAGCUGUUCUAGGCUGGUUUCUAAUUUCUGCUACCUGCUAAGGACACAGGCCUGAGAUUUAGGUUAUUCUUAACCACGCAGAUCACUACCCGGUCCUGGAGCUUUGAACCGCCUCUGUUUUGGAGACGCUACAGGGCUCCUGUGAGUUCUGUUUCAACAGCAAAGUUCAGCAAAGACAAAUGACCAGAGAGAGCGAGACAAAAACAAAACCCCAAAACCUAAUACCAUCCCCUAGGUCCUGGUAACGGGCCCAGGGCGGUCCGGGGGCUGGGGCUUGACUCUCCCUGGAUUCUAAACAGUGAAGCUCGACACCCCCACUUCUGCCGAUGGGGGUGGGGAAGUGGUGAUAGAAUUAGCAUAUUCCAAUCCUAUUGGCUCGUUCCCGAGCUGUUUUACAUAGGGCCGCCUCUUCCCCACUCCCUUCUCCGGCUGGCUGGGUUUUGCGGCGUAGGGCUGCCUGCUAGUGCAGUGCAGGGAUCGGCGCGGGAGGCGGGCGGCGGCGGUGGGGAGAAGGGAACAUUUAAACACUUUUAUUUUUCCGGUGUUCUUCCGCCGCCCGGCUGGGAGCGGGGCUGCCGAGCCCCUCCACAGAGCUGAGCCGGCGCGUGGGCCGGGAAGAGGCUUUGGAAGGCGCAGCAAAGUGGCCAGUGGGUUCUGUCGUGUCUUUCCAUUCCCACUCUGGUUUCCUGCGGGUGCAGCAUGAAGUGCAGCUAUGGCAAGGCGAGGUAAGACAGUGGUGAGGACGCUGGAAGAUUUGACCCUGGAUUCUGGUUAUGGUGGUGCUGCGGAUUCAGUCCGGUCCUCCAACUUGUCCCUGUGCUGUUCGGAUUCCCACCCGGCUUACCCCUAUGGAGGAAACUGCUGGCAGCAUCUAGCUGACUCCAUGCACAGUAGGCACAACAGCUUUGACACUGUCAAUACGGUCCUAGUGGAAGACUCCGAGGUGCUGGACUGCUCGGGGCAGCAGUGCUCCAGGCUGCUGCCUGACCUUGAGGAGGUUCCCUGGACUCUGGAGGAGGUGGAGGCGCUGCUCCUGCUGCGGCACAGGGAGCCCCGCGGCCCGGCGGCCACCCCUGCCAGAGAUGCUCUGGCCAAGCUCUCCACCUUGGUCAGCCGGGCGCUGAUCCGGAUCGCCAAGGAGGCUCAGCGGCUGAGCCUGCGGUUUGCCAAAUGCACCAAGUACGAGAUCCAGAGCGCCAUGGAGAUCGUCCUGGACUGGACGCUGGCCUCCAGCUGCACGGCGGCCGCCCUGGGCGCCCUCUCCCUCUACAACAUGAGCAGCAGCGGCGGGGACCGCUUCAGCCGGGGCAAAUCCACCCGCUGCGGGCUCACCUUCUCGGUGGGCAAGUUCUACCGCUGGAUGGUGGACAGCCGGGUGGCCGUGCGCAUCCACGAGCACGCCGCCAUCUACCUGACCGCCUGCCUGGAGAACCUCUUCCGAGACAUCUACCGGCGGGUGAUGGCGGGGGGCAGCGCCUCGGCCCACCCGCACCCCACCCGGAGCUCGGGCUCCGGCUCGGCAGCCGCCGCUGGCGCGGAGAAGGACAAGGAAAGCGGCGGCGGCGGCGAAGCGCCCAAGUUUACGGUGGAGUCUCUGGAGCAGACGGUCAACAACGACGCGGAGCUGUGGGGCUUGCUGCAGCCCUACCAGCACCUCAUCUGCGGGAAGAACGCCAGCGGUGUUCUCUGCCUGCCGGACAGUCUGAACCUUCACAAAGACCAGCAAAGGUCAAAUAAGCCAGGCGAAGUACAGAUGUUUAGCCAAUCAGAAUUAAGGACCAUAGAGCAAUCCUUGCUCGCUACCCGGGUGGGAAGCAUUGCCGAACUCAGUGAUCUGGUGUCUCGAGCAAUGCAUCACCUCCAGCCACUCAACUCAAAGCAACAUGGCAACGGCACUCCAAUGCACCACAAGCAGGGAUCGCUAUACUGGGAACCCGAGGCUUUGUAUACUCUCUGUUACUUUAUGCAUUGUCCACAGAUGGAAUGGGAAAACCCUAAUGUUGAGCCUUCAAAAGUUACGCUGCAGAUUGAAAGGCCAUUCAUAGUGUUGCCACCCCUGAUGGAAUGGAUAAGGGUUGCUUUGGCUAAUGCAGGGCACCGUCGCAGUUUCUCUGUGGACAGUGAUGAUGUACGGCAAGCAGCAAGGCUCUUACUACCUGGAGUUGACUGUGAACCUCGACAGUUAAAAAUCGACGACUGCUUCUGUGCUUCUCGAAAACUGGACGCGGUAGCCACAGAAGCUAAAUUCAAGCAGGAUCUGGGAUUCCGAAUGCUGAACUGCGGCCGAACAGACCUAGUUAAACAGGCCAUAUCUUUGCUGGGGCCAGAUGGAAUUAACAGCAUGAGUGAACAGGGCAUGACUCCACUGAUGUAUGCUUGUGUCAGGGGUGAUGAGGCUAUGGUGCAGAUGCUACUAGAUGCUGGAGCAGAUUUGAAUGUUGAGGUUGUCAGUACUGCUCAUAAAUAUCCAUCCGUCCACCCCGAGACCCGCCAUUGGACAGCUCUGACAUUUGCUGUGUUGCAUGGACAUAUUCCCGUAGUUCAGCUAUUACUCGAUGCUGGAGCAAAGGUAGAAGGUUCUUUAGAGCAUGGAGAGGAAAAUUACUCGGAAACUCCUUUGCAACUGGCAGCAGCUGCAGGAAAUUUUGAACUGGUGACUUUGCUGUUGGAGCGAGGUGCUGACCCGAUGAUAGGAACAAUGUACAGAAAUGGAAUUUCCAUGACUCCACAAGGUGACAUGAACUCUUUCAGUCAGGCUGCUGCACAUGGACACAGCCUUCCAGAGGAACGUAGAUGCAGGAAUGUGUUUCGUAAGCUGCUUGCUCAGCCAGAGAAAGAGAAGAGUGAUAUUCUGUCCCUGGAGGAAAUACUGGCUGAGGGAACUGACUUGGCAGAUGCUGCACCAGCCCCUUUGUGCGCCAGCCGCAAUAGCAAGGCCAAACUGAAAGCACUGAAAGAAGCCAUGUACCACAGCGCCGAGCAUGGAUAUGUGGAUGUCACUAUUGACAUAAGGAGCAUAGGAGUUCCAUGGACGCUACAUACAUGGUUGGAGUCUUUGCGAACUUCCUUUCAGCAGCACAGAAGGCCUCUCAUCCAGUGCUUGUUAAAGGAAUUUAAAUCCAUUCAGGAGGAAGAGUACACUGAGGAGCUCAUCACACAUGGGUUGCCUUUGAUGUUUGAGAUACUGAAAGCAAGUAAGAAUGAAGUGAUAAGUCAGCAACUGUCUGUCAUUUUCACUCAUUGCUAUGGACCUUAUCCUAUUCCAAAGCUUGUUGAAAUCAAACGAAAGCAGACCUCUCGUUUAGAUCCCCAUUUUCUUAACAAUAAAGAGAUGUCAGAUGUUACAUUUCUGGUGGAAGGAAGACCAUUUUAUGCACAUCGAGUGUUACUAUUUACUGCAUCCCCAAGGUUUAAAGCGCUGCUAUCUAGCAAACCCUCAGCUGAGAACACUUGUAUUGAGAUCAGCUAUGUGAAGUACCCCAUAUUUCAGCUGGUUAUGCAGUAUCUUUAUUGUGGCGGUGCAGAAUCACUCCUGAUUAAGAAUAAUGAAAUAAUGGAGCUUCUCUCUGCUGCUAAAUUUUUCCAGCUUGAAGCUUUGCAACGACACUGUGAGAUCAUCUGUGCAAAAAGUAUAAACACAGAAAAUUGUGUGGAUAUUUAUAAUCAUGCCAAGUUUCUCGGAGUCACAGAACUAUCCUCCUAUUGUGAAGGCUACUCUAAAAAUAUGAUGGUCCUCAUUGAAAAUGAAGCUUUCAAACAGCUGUUGUAUGACAAGAAUGGAGACACGUCUGGUCAGAAUGUACUACAAGACUUACAGAGGACGUUGGCGACACGGAUUCAGUCAAUUCAUUUGUCGUCUUCAAAGGGCUCCGUUGUAUAAAGUUCAGGAAGGAGAUCGCACUCAGAAAAGACACUGCGAAUUCAGGCUCCUGUUGCAGUUGCUUAAAUGAACAUACAAAAUUCUACUUCACAUUGGAAUAUAUAUAUAUAUAUUUUGUUGGCCAAAGGUGCUGCUUUUAGGCUGCAGCCUCACUUAGAUGAGAGAACGCUGUACAUAUGGCUCCUACCCGUUUUUGAGAAACAAGGAUGUAGCACUAUUCUGUGAAUUACUGUUCUGUUCAAUUCUGAAUGCAAAAGUGUGGUCUUGGAGCUAAUGCCAACAAAAAACCAGAACUCACCAAUGAACAGCAGAAGCCUCUGCCUGAACAAAGAGACCAUGGACCACUUAAACUGACAAAUGGGUUAUUUAAGGUUAUUUGCUCCAUCAUGUUAUAUAUUUAAGAACUGUACUGUACCUAUUCCAGAGUCCAUUCUAUUGUGCAUUUAAGAAACGUAAGAUUUGUUAGUUGCUGUUUCAUAAGGGUCAACUGUGUUAGAGAGUUGGUAAGACUGUUAUAAAUGAGGAAAUAUACUGGCAAAUUUUUAGGGGUGGGAACUUUUUUAAAUUGUUCAUAACAAAUGGGGUGGCCUUGUAGUUUAAAAUCUAUUUCUUAAGCUUAAAAAUUCAUUUUUGACAGAGUUGUGUUUGUGAAUCUAUGUAACAUGUUUGUUUUUUAAAGGCACCGCUGUGUAAAUACUGUAUACAUAUGAGCAGGUUUUGCUUAUAUUCUUUCCUAAGGUGGUAUAAUCUUGCCUAAACGGUUAUGGUUACCCAAAGAGGUAUAUUAUCAAGACAAUAUCUAACACGGUAGUUGGGGAAUAAAAAUCUGCAUGCUAAUUGUGAUUUGGGGUUAAAAACAAUAACAAACUCAACAUGCAUUUGCAUGUAAUUGUACCUGUGAAAUGUUAUGUUUGUGCUUUGUUUUGCCAAGACUGCUUGUCAAACUCCAUUUGUGAAAUUAGCACAUUUACUUUUCUUUCUUGGUGCAAAUGGUAGUGAGAUGAUUCCCACAGAGACUUGUUGGAAGAUGCUGAUUUCCAUUUGUUACAUGGAAGAGUUAAUAUCAGCCUUUACUCUAGUAACAUGUCAAUAUUUCGCUACUGGCCAGAGAUUGUGACUAAGUUAGACUUUUUUAAAUUAUUAUUAAAUAUGUACUAUAGAAUAAUUUCUUACUGUAUCCUCAGAAUGUAUAGGUUAUCUGCAAUGGAGAUGUUCAGUGUCAGGGCUCAAUUUAUUUUGCAGCAUACUGUUAGCAAGAGAGAUCUGUUAAGUGCCAUAGUUUUCUGGACAUCUUGUACUUGAUGAUACCUUUCAUGAAUCGGUUGCUUUAAAACACAGGGAAGACCUCAGUAAAGAGCAGGAGAAAGGCGCUACCUUUUCAGUGGCAAAAUUACAUGUAUUUCUUUUCUAGCAUACUUUUUGAAACUGUGCCCGGUUCACAGAUUUUUAGGAGCUUUAAUUUGACAGUGCAUGGUAACUUGUUGGUCUUUUGUUAGAGUAUUUAUGUCCGGUGCUAUUUCCUGUUUAUAGCUUUUGGAAUGCUCAGAAAACACAGUCUUUGCAUUAGUUAUCAACAUGAUAGGAAACUGUUUUAUUGUUCUGAUCUGUAAAUCCUCCCAUAUGCUUGAUCAUUUUAAAGCCUAUCCAGUAUCUGCAACAAAUUACAAAAUUGUCUAAACUACCAUUAAUGUCUCAGAGACACAGCAUGUCAGCCUAACAAUGAAUUAUCAGACAAUUGUUUCUGCAUAUGAUAUGCCAUAUAAGAUGUCUCGAACAUUUAGCUACUGGCGACUUACUUUCUGUGAAUGUUGCAAUGCUAGAGAAGCAAGAACCUGAUAAAUGCAAUCGGAACUCUUGGGGGUGCUUAUAUUAUAGUUUGGUGUGCUUCCUCACUCAUUGAAACCCUUUCUUCCAUAUUCGUAGCGAUCUACAUAAUAAAAACAAUCUCACCCAGCAGCUUAAUGUUAAUUUCUCUAAAUAUAAAAUUUAAUGCUCCAGAUUUUUUAUCAAGUAGGCCAAAUUCUACCCUCAGGUACAUACAGCUCCCACUAAGGUCAUCAGGCAUUGCAGGCAUGUAUCCACAAGCAUAAUUUUUCUCUGUGGGAAGUAAAAGCAAGGUAUAAUUCAGUUAGGCAAUUGGUGUCUUAACAGGAUGAUAACACUGCUUAUGUAGCAGUGACUUCAGGGCAUACAUUAAUAGCAGUCCAGGGCAUUGGUAAUGGGAUAUAGAGCCUUAUAUCUCUGGGUUACUCAUUGAAAUGUUGAUGUAGACUGAUGUCAGCAGCACAGAAAUCCACCACAGUAAGUGUAACUUUCUUUGGCAGCGUCAGCAAAAAAAAUCAAAGACUGGGUGGGAAAGGGAGACUUCUCUUCUGUCUCACCCUGAGGCCUUGGCUACACUUGAGAGUUACAGCGCAAUAAAGCCACCAACAGCGCUGUAACUCACUCCCCGUCGACACUGGCAAGACACAUACGGUGCUGUAUCUCCAUGGCUACAGCACUGCUUGUACUCCACGUCCCCGAGAGGAAUAAAAAGUAUAGCGCUGCUGCUGCUGCGCUGGGGCGCCAGUGUAACAAGGGAAUAACCUUAGUACGCCAUGACUGACCUCGGAAGCUUCCCAUAAUCCUUUUAAGUGAAGGUUCCGCUCUUUGUUUUGUUGUGAAC